This is a messenger RNA of Acanthoscelides obtectus, 1820 nucleotides long. The record is from the annotation of a GenBank genome assembly. NCBI's taxonomy places the organism in Eukaryota, Metazoa, Arthropoda, Insecta, Coleoptera, Chrysomelidae.
GGGCAUGCCAUUCUGGAACAUGCGAUAAUUGUAUAAUUUUUGUCACUUGAGUACUCAGUACUGUUCAAAAUUUGGAAUGGACCCGGCAACGUUGGGUAAACGUCAAAGAAUAAAAAAAAGAGGUUACUUUGCUAGGUUUGUUCCUCAAAAUAAAACAUGCAGAUUUUAUAUAAAAGCAUUUCACUAUAGAUUGAACGUUUUUCACGUUUAAAAAACAUUCUAGCUUCGAAUACGUACUAAAACAUUAUUGCUAAGAAUUAAGUAGAAAAUGUAAAAUAGCUACGACGUCCAUAACUUUAAGUAUCUACAUAUUUGAUCGUUUUUUGUUUGGAACAAACUUUCUUGCAAAUGAGCUGUCAAGCCUCAAAUCAACAAAAAUAAGUUUUACACAAAGGUUAUAAAUAAAGAAGACAAAAUCUAAUUUAUUUAUCAUAAUACAGUGAGCCGUUUGCUUUUGGAACCAAGCAAAAUAUGUCCAACAAGGCUGCAAUCCUUCGUAUACAGCUGCAAGCUAUCCAGAAUUCUGGAGGAACACACAAGGACCAGGCAGAAAAGUAUCGUGCCACAUUGGAAGAGAUUCUAAAGGAACACAAUUCUGAUUUGAUAGAAUGCUUGCAGACCUUUAUCGAAGCAAUUGUAAACGAAAACGUCAGCUUGGUAAUCUCUCGCCAGAUUCUGACUGAAAUAAGCAGCCAUCUCAUGAAGCUACCAGAUGACGUAUCAAAGGUCGUGUCUCAUUAUAUGUUGGACAAAGUCCAACCAAGGGUAAUUUCCUUCGAAGAGCAAGUCGCCAGUAUCCGCCAACACUUGGCAGACAUCUAUGAACGUAACCAAAUGUGGAAAGAGGCUGCAGUGGUAUUGGUUGGCAUACCUUUAGAAACUGGACAGAAGCAGUACACUGUUGAUUAUAAAUUGGAGACUUACCUGAAAAUUGCUAGGUUGUAUUUGGAGAAUGAUGAUCCAGUGCAAGCUGAAGCAUUCAUUAACAGAGCAUCAUUACUGCAAGCAGAGUCUCGAAAUGAACAAUUGCAAAUUUAUUAUAAAGUUUGCUAUGCACGCGUGUUGGAUUACAGGAGAAAAUUCAUUGAAGCAGCUCAAAGAUACAAUGAACUCUCAUACAGAAACAUUGUACAUGAAGAUGAGAGAAUGACUGCUCUUAGAAAUGCUUUAGUAUGUACAGUUCUAGCAUCUGCAGGGCAACAACGUUCUAGAAUGUUAGCAACCCUUUUCAAAGAUGAAAGAUGCCAACAGUUGCCUGCAGUAGCUAUUUUGGAGAAGAUGUACUUGGAAAGAAUCAUCAGAAGGUCCGAACUGAAAGAUUUUGAAGUUUUUUUGCAACCACACCAAAAAGCAACCACAGUGGACGGGUCGACAAUAUUGGAUCGAGCUGUCAUUGAGCAUAACCUUCUGUCAGCAAGCAAGUUGUACAACAACAUUAGCUUCGAAGAAUUGGGAGCAUUAUUGGAAAUUCCACCACCCAAAGCUGAGAAAAUUGCUAGUCAAAUGAUCACUGAAGGAAGGAUGAAUGGUUAUAUUGAUCAGAUUGAUUCCAUAGUUCAUUUUGAAAUAGCUCGAGAGACGCUUCCUCAGUGGGACAAACAGAUCCAAUCUUUGUGCUAUCAGGUGAAUUCUAUCAUAGAAAGUAUCUCAAAGUGUCACCCAGAAUGGAUGCUGAAAGUGAUGGAUGAACAGAUGGUUUCCUAGUUAAGAACACUUAUUUUGUAUCUUUAUUGAAUAUUGCUUAAAAAUAAAAAUUAUGUAGUACACAUUUUUUGUUUUAUCUCUGGAAGUGAAAAAUUUUGGUUCUACUUCAAUAUUUU